AUGAAACUAAAAGAAAUUUCACGCACAGCAACAUUUGCCUGGAGUCCAGGACAGCAAAUACCAAUUAUUGCUGCUGGCACUGUUGCUGGUGCUUUUGACGCGAGUUUUUCAGUUACGUCAGAACUGGAACUAUUCCGGCUCGACGACAAUAAAUCAGCUGGCAUUGAAUUGCAACCUGCUGGCGUAGUCACUAGCAAAGCAAGAUUUGACCGACUAGCAUGGGGUGGUUUAUCGGAUAAACAAUAUGGACUCAUCGCUGGUGGCAUGGAAACUGGUGAACUUGACUUGUGGGAUCCGGCAGUUAUUUUGGAAGGUGGCGACACAACGGAGGCACUGGUUUUACGCAAUACAACUCAUUCGGGUAAUGUUCGUGGUCUGCAGUUUAACCCGUUCCAACCCAACUUGUUGGCAUCGGGUGCGACUAAUGGGGAGGUCUUUAUUUGGGAUGUCACUGCUCCCGCGUCACCACUUACGCCAGGCGCUCGCUCAACAAAACUCGAAGAUAUUACGCAUCUUGCAUGGAACAAUAAAGUUCAGCAUAUCUUGGCUACCUCUUCGACCACUGGAUAUACGGUUGUAUGGGAUUUGAAGAAUAAACGAGAAGCCAUGCACCUGUCACAUGUUGGACUAUCAAACCAAAUGGGAGGAACCUACGGCAUGGGUGGAAUGAAUACCGGAGGUACGAUGGGAGCUGGUGGAAGGAGAGGUAUUACUGCUAUUGCAUGGAAUCCUGAUGCGGCUACACAAAUCAUUGCCGCUUCAGAAGAUGAUGGGAAUCCGGUGAUUGUAAUGUGGGAUCUUCGAAACGCGCGUGCUCCUGAAAAGGCAAGCAUACUGUCGCUUUCGUGGUGUCUGAAAGAUGCAGAUUUACUACUGUCAUGUGGUAAAGAUAAUCGUACGCUUUGUUGGAAUCCAAAGAAUGCAGAGGUCAUUGGAGAGCUUCCUCCGUGCUCUAAUUGGGUUUUCGACGUUCAAUGGUGUCCAGGAAACCCUGAUUUAUUGGCGACAGCUUCGUUCGAUGGCAAGAUAAACAUCCACUCGUUACGAUCAUCUCAGGAGCCAAAGGAAGCUCCAACAAAUUCACAAAGUGAUCCGUUCGCAUCUAUCACUGCACAAUACACACCUUCACUCACCCUCAAGCAGCCGCCGAAAUGGUUGCGAUGCCCUGUUGGUGCCAAGUUUGGGUUUGGUGGCAAAUUAGUACGUUUCAAUAACAAAAACACUGAUAGCUAUAAAGUUAUCGUUUCAGCAGUAGUCACAGAACCAGAACUAUUCCAGCGCUCCGAUGAGUUGGAAGGUUCAGUCGACAGCCAAGCACUUAAUUCCCUGUGUGAGAAGCGAGAAAAGAGCGCUUCAAAUGAGCUUGUAUCUGAUAAUUGGAAAAUUCUUCGCACAUUAUUCAAUGAAAAGCCUAGAGCGGAAUUGGUGAGACAUCUUGGAUUUACAAAAGAAGAUGUCAUUACACAAAUCUCUGCUGCUAUACAGUCUAUGAACCUUGAAUCUACCACAUCAAACCUUGAAUCAACCGCAUCGAACCCUGAGUCAACUACAUCGAAUCUUGAAUCUACUAUAUCAGAUCUUCAAUCAACUGCAGCAGAGCGUCCAGCUACUACAUCUGACCUGUUUAGCGGUUCGGAAAACAUUUCAGAUGCAUUUGCAGUCGAUUCAACGUCCGAAGAUAUAUUUUCGGUUGUUUCGACAACGACCGAAACUACAAUUCCGGCGACUAACUUGGGACCGUUUAAGAUCUACCCGUCAGAUGAAUCAGAUAUAGACAAGUUAAUCACUCGAUCAAUCGUACUUGGUGACUUUGAGUCUGCCGUGAACCUAUGUUUACAAGCUGAUAGACUAUCAGAUGCUCUUUUAUUGGCUGUCUGUGGUGGAUCUGAAUUAGUACAACGAACGCAAAAAGCUUAUUUUGAACGGCAGAUUAGGAACGUGCCAUAUGUGCGUUUGCUUCAGAGUAUCGUGGCUGGAGACUUGUCGGAUGUAGUAUAUAAUGCAGACUUGAAUGAAUGGCAAGAGGUCGUUGUAGUGCUUUGCACGUUUGCUCGCGGAGAAGAAUUUGGUACUUUGUGUAAUGCUUUAGGCACAAGGCUUGAGCAAGAAUAUCAUAAAUCAAUUAUCUCUGCGUCUAGUGAUAAUGCACGAAAAACAGCGUUGCAGUAUAGAAGGAAUGCACUAUUGUGUUACCUGGCUGCAGCCAACUUGGAGAGGGCUGUGAAUAUUUGGAUUGCUGAACAGGAAGAAGAGGAACAGGAGGAGCUUAAACGUGCUCAAAAGGAAGGUCAUAAGAAAUCGCUGUCCCGGUUUUCAUUCCAUGCAAAAAGUUUACAAAACUUUGUCGAGAAGGUUACAGUAUUCCGAAAAGCUAUUGAUUACGUUGAUUCUGACAUUGUGCAAUCUCUGGACUCUAGUAACGAAGGACCCGUUAGCCAUUUCAAACUGACUUCCUUGUACAAUAAAUAUUCCGAAUAUGCGGAGUUAUUGGCGACUCAAGGUCGUUUAACGGUUGCUUUGAAAUAUUUAAGUCUGAUUCCUGUUGAAUACAAGGCUAAUAAUAAUCAACAUGACACCUUGGCUGUUAUAAGGGAACGCGUAUAUAACUCUGGCAUAGAUGUUGGUGGUCUCAAAGCGCCGACGUUUCCAUUUAAACAAGUUUACGUCGGUACAGAGGCUGAAUUCAAUCAAUCGACUGCUACGCCGGCCGACGCUAUCCAGUAUCCAGCACAAUAUAAUCCACAGCCUUAUAAUCCAAGUGGACAACCUGCCCAAAAUUAUUACAAUCAAUAUGGAUAUCAACAGCAGGCGGUUCCACCGGUGCCUCCAGUACCCACUGCCAACGCCGGAUUCCCUACCCAGGCGGCCGUUCAACCAGCCGUGCCUUUACAACAACCCUACGGAUAUAAUCAAUAUGCAGCUCCGUAUCAACAAACAUACCAGCAACAAGCCUAUACAGGAUACAAUCAAGCGUACACAGUAAAUAAUAAUCAAUUUAUCCCGCCUCCACAAGCUGCUGCUCCGACCACCGAAACUAGUGCUACACCGCCAACAGAACAAAACGAGCAGCAGCGCAAUUGGACCGCGCCGCCGCCACCACCACCACAAAAUAUACCGCCGCCACAAAAUAUACCUCCGUCAUACAUUGGACAUCAACCGCCUAAUCGAGGACAGCCUCCGCCGCCAGUUGCCGGAUAUCAGGUGAUGGGCCAAGGAGCACCGCCAAACGCAGGUACUCGUGCAUCACCACAACCACAAACUCGAAUCUAUGGGCAAGGUAGAUCGACGCCGACACCGCCUCCCCAUGCUAAUCCAGCAUAUCGACCUGGUGGAUAUGGCACACCUGCAGAGGGUGGUUAUGGUGCUGUUGCACAGACGGGCACUUAUGGUACUACAAAACCUUUGAUGGGGCAAGUUCCUCCACAAGCUCCGCCGCAAGUUCCUCAGCAAGUUCCUCAGCAAGUUCCUCCGCAAGUUCCUCAGCAAGUUCCUCCGCAAGUUGCCCUCCAAGGUCCUCCUCCACCUGCACCGACGAGAACACCGCCUGUACAAUUAGCUCGGACACCUACUCCCGUGAAAACACCUACCCCAGCCAACAAGUAUUCUCCUGGCGAUCGGACUCACAUACCCGCUGCACAUAAACCCAUAUUCACAAUCUUAAGUGGAGAGAUGCAAAGGGCUCGACAAAAUUCACCCCAACAAAAUAAGAAAAUGUUGGAUGACACUGAGAAACGUCUCAACGCUCUAUUUGAUGAACUAAAUAAUGAAACGGUAUCGGAAUCUGUGGUCGAAUCGUUAUUGCAAUUUUCACAAGCUCUACGAGUCCGCGACUACCCAGCUGCCGUUGAUAUCCAAGUGAAAUUGAUGACUACGAAAUUCUCGGAAUGCGACAAAUGGAUAGUCGGCCUCACCGCGACAGCAUCUCAACGGCAUUCAGAAGCUCAGUCCCACUAUCAUAACGUCCAUUUGCUAUACCUUGAGUACAGCCAACAACAUCCCCCAUUUACGACCUCCUUAUGCUACAAAGCGACUUUUCACGAUUCCUUCAUUGCUAAUACCUCUUCAAAUAAGGUUAUGUACGAACAACAACUAACUGCUUUUGUGGACUGGGUUAAUACCUUCAAUAAUCUUUCGAAUCCCGUAAAUAAAAUCACGGACCUGACUGAUGGCCGAGCUUUAUUUGAAGUAUUACAUGAAAUUGAGCCAUUGUGGUUCAAAAUUGACCAACGAUCCGAUGUUCGCGAUGACAAUUGGGUUGUAAAGUCCGGACGGCUUCAGAAGCUUUACAAACUUCUCAUACGACACUAUGAAGAGAAGUUGGAUCACUCAACUAAAGGGCUGGAUCGGCCCGAUUUUGAUGCGAUUGCUACAGAUAAUAAUCUUACCGAGACAAUAGCAUUGUGUUCGUUAAUUGUGACUUGGGCCGUGUGUCAUGAGAAUAAAGCGAUUUACAUUGAAAAGAUUCAAAAACUUUCACCAUCAUCCCAAGAGGGGCUGAUGGUUUUAAUCGCUGGGGUUAUGAAAAAGUUGGAAGAUUCAUCGUCAGUCGAGCCGAAUACAGUAGGCGCUUCAGAGAGCACGACACAUUCAUCCAACUAUAUCAAAGAACGUAAUAAGCUCGUGAGCGAUAAAGAGGCGCUCGAGAGAAGCCUUCAAGCGUUGAUUGCAGAACACACUCAAUUACGAGACCAAUUUGACGAUCUACAAGCCGAGAGAGAUGAGUUGAAGCAACGAAUAAAAGACAUAGAAAUAAGUCUAGCUCAGACUCAAUCUUCAUAUAGUGGAAAAGCAGAUUUUCUCAUGAGGACAGAGAUAGAAAAUCUCCGGCAAGAAAUAAAUACAAGCGAAGGACGGCGUCACGAGGCCGAAAUGUUAUUAGAAAGUCAAAAUGCCGUUAUUGCAGAGCUCACUCGCAAGGUUGAAGAAUUACAUUACAAAGAAGAGGAAGCGGCACGGUUGAAAGACCAGUUGGAUGAAAACAGGCACAGCACGGAGAGGCUAAAAAAGGCCGAGAAUGUCAUAGAAAAAUACAAGAAAAAAAUGGAAGAGGGGGCGGAUCUUCGACGAAUGUUUAAGACACUAGAGGAGGAGAACCGACAGCUUGCUGAGCAUAAUGCCACAAUCACAGAAGAGUUUGGGAAAGUGAACAAGAUUAAAGCGCAGUUGGAACCUUAUAAGAACAGAGUUGAGGAACUUGAACAAAAGAAUAAAGAGUUAAUCAGCCUUAGAAACAAAUACGAAUACGAAUAUAAAAAUAUGAAAGCGAAAAUUGAAGCAUAUGAAAUGGAGAAAUCCAGAGACAAUGAAAGAAUACAGCUUCUCGAAGACAGAUUACGAGAACUGGAAUUUGGUGUCAUGGGAGGUGAGUUAGCUAAUGCGCUAACGGGCACCACUAUGACUCAACUUAGGUUGAAAAACAAUGAACUGGAACGGGAGCUCCGCAGUUGGCGCAGUAAGGGUAAAUCUGCAGAUGAGGAUCAAGAAAUCAUUAUUUUACAACGUCAACUCGCCGAUGCGAUGCGUAGUAAGGAAAGAUCCGAAAAGGAUUAUCAAAAAGUCCAGACUGAAAAACUGGACUUGGAAAGUAAACUUGCGAGAGUUAUGUCCGGAGCUGGCAUGGACAUUAAUGACAGUAAUAAGGAAUUGAAGAAGCAACUGUUCGAAGCAGAAUAUAAAUUAAAGAAUGCUGAGAAACAGCUCGCCGAAUAUAAAGUUAAUUCUGCAACUGAUGAAAGAGUCAAAGAUAUAGAGGCCGAGAAAGAGACGUUCAAAGCUAAAUAUGAGGAAUUGGACUCGUUGCUGAAGAACUUUGGAAAUAGUACUGAAGACGAGCUAAGGGCGGAAAUAGUGAAAUGUAAACUUCAGAAUACAACAAACAUAGAAAAGAUUCAGCGACUCAGAAACGUCAUGGCUGGUCAAGACGAAGCAAUAAAGAACCACUUGGCAAUAGAGGAGUCCUUCAAAGUUGAAAAGGAAACUAGUGAGGAGAGAUUUAAACAACUUAAGCGUGACUAUGAAGAGGCCAAGGCUCAACUCACAUUAGAGAACCAACUCAUGGUAUCAGCAUGGUUUGGAAUAGGGCGACUUAUUCAACGCGAUAACGUUUCUCUCCAAAGGGGGACUGCUCCCAAAGCCUUUCUCGGCCAGCAACGACAGGCGGCUAGUGGACAAAUGAAGAGGCGGUGA
Molecule: messenger RNA, 6186 nt
Organism: Paraglomus brasilianum
Lineage: Eukaryota; Fungi; Glomeromycota; Glomeromycetes; Paraglomerales; Paraglomeraceae
Source: the annotation of a GenBank genome assembly